UCGAAUCGUUUGUUCGAUUGAAAAAAUCUAUCGUUCUCGAUUAUCCUUAAUUAAACUUUGAGCGCGCUGUACGAAUAAUCAAAGUGCUCGUCUUGAUCUAACGGCGAAUAAUUCUUCUAUUAUUCAUUAAUUUUAUGCGUCUCUAUCGAAAACGACAUAUGUCGUAUUAUGGAAUAUGUUAGUCGGUAAUAUUAUAUUGUGUCAUGUAUAUGCAUAAAUGUAUAUAUAUAUUUAUGGCUUAUCGCGCGCACACGCAUGUGCUGUAUGUAAAUCCAUUCAUAUAAAUGUAUAUUUACAGUGUGCAGUAACCUAUACAAAUACGUGCAUUUACUCAUUUAUUUUAUCAAGUUCGAUGUUUUAUAGAAUUAUGCGUGGUUAAUUAUAUGUUAUACUAAGAAUAAUAUUUUGUCAAAAAUUUAUAUAUCUAUUAGUAAAUGAUUUAUUAACGAUGACAUCCGAGAAAAGAUAUGUCAAAUGAAAUAGAUCAACGAAAAUGACUGACAUAAUUUUGGAAACAAAAAAUUUUAUUUCUGAGUGUUGGGCAAAUAUUUUUGCGCAAGUAUACGAUACAGUAGUUUAUAUAGAUCAUGCAGCAAUCGAAUGCUUACAUUGGUACACAUCUGGUAAAGGAUAUUUAGCGCUAAAAGAUGCAGGAGCCGUUGCUGUUUAUGAAUUUGGCAUGUAUCAAUUUCAAUACGUUAAAGUGAAUAAUACUAAGAAAGCUGUUAUCGUCUCGACAUCUGGUGAUCCAGCAUUUUAUCAGCGAACCAUUAGACUGAUUUUGGCAAAAAAUGCAUUCGAAAGCUGCAUCGUGUAUUGCGGAGCUCCUUGUUGCACCUCUGAUCAUCCAGAUGCGUUGGUUGAUGGCAAACUGGACUAUACUAAAUUAAAAAGGGACAUUAAAACUUGGAUGAUUUCAGAAAAUAUUUCACAAGAACCUGUUGUCGAUAUUAUCUAUAUGCCACUCUUUGUUGCCUUUUUAAACAAAAAUCUAUUCGUGACACCUCCCUUUGGAGAUCUAAUGCCACCUUUAGACGCGAAUCUAUCGGAAGAUACAGUUUCUCGAUUAAAUCUUUUAGCCAAGUCAUUUUACAAACUGUUUGAUACCAUAGGUGCUAAAUUAGACAUCUAUUCGGUUGGAAAAUUAAGUAAUCGGUUAGCAGAGAAUUUGGAAAAUUAUAUAACCAAUGUUCAUCAAAAGAAUCAUGUAACAGGAAUUCCAACGACAGGGGUAUCUGUCAUUUUAAUUGACCGAACACUGGACCUCUGUACACCUACAAGUAAUAAUACUCGAUCUUUUCUUACAAAAAUAUUACGAACAUUUCCUCGUUUGCCGCAUCACAGUAACGACGUAGCAAUAGAUAUGUCGCCGGUAAUUGGAACUAUAACGGGAAUUCUACAAGCGUACGAAACACCAGGAUGUUUAGCGAGUAUGGAAGAGGCAACUAUGAAUCUACUUAUUUCGCAAACGGAAAAAGAACUAUUAGUUAUUGCUAAUCAAUCUCUAAAUGAUAUGUCUUCGACGAAAGAUAGUCCAAAAUUGAAAACACCGGCAAGAAUUUCUGGUCAUAGUUUAGAAAAGGUUCUUAAUAAGAUCCAAACUAUAAAAAGCAUUGAUUCUAUAAUGACACACGCAGAGCAACUUCAGUGUAUUUUGGCGGUAAUCGAAACGUUAACGUCGCAAAAGGCGGGUCAGCUUGAACUGCUUACCAGUCUGGAAAAGUUAGCGUUGCAAAAUCUUUCCGCAAGCCGAGAAUCAUCGAGUAUACUUGUACAAUUGAGUAACAUCGUGCGAACACGAAUUCAAAGAGGACUCGAUAUCGAAAAUCUGCUAGCAUUGUUGACGCAUAUUUACGCUCUUGCGGGCACGCAAAUUCGAUUUUCCAUGCAGCAAGAACGUCAAUUGGAAGAGUCGAUCGCGGAUGCGAUUUUUGAAGAUUUUCAAAUUUUAAAAGAAAAUCCAUUACUAACCAGCAAAAAAUCAACGUAUCAACUUACUUUAUCGCUGCUGGAAGCGCAUGAUAUUAGUGUGGCGCGAGAGACAUCGUACAGAAUAGCAGCACGUAUCAUUGAUACUCUUCGAUCUGUAGCGGAACAACGUUCGACGUUACAAGAUUACAAAUUUUGUACGUUAAAGCCAAAUUCACGAGAGACGAUUCGACGCGUUAGCGUUUUAGAACAGAUAGUCAAGGAUAUAUUUUGUUCGGAUACCAGUCGAGAAUUGCGAGAUCUUCAUCAGAGACCGUAUUCGUUUAUUUCAGCUGGUUUUAAUUCAAUUUUGCGAGGUAAAACAAAGCAUCGUCCUUGCGAUAAUCCCUACGUUGUAAUAUAUAUCGUCGGGGGAUUUACAGUGGAAGAAGCAAAGAUAAUUCAAGAAAUUGUAUCGGUUCACGGUAUUAAAAAACCAUCGUCUGUGAUAUUAGCAGGUUCCAGGUUGCUAAAUCCUCUAGACAUAGUGAACAAAAUAUUCUUCCAUUGAUUAUUUUUUAAUAAAUUUGUAAGUUUACAAACGUAAUACAAGUUUCUAUUCAUUUA
This is a messenger RNA of Megachile rotundata (alfalfa leafcutting bee), 2535 nucleotides long. RefSeq names its product sec1 family domain-containing protein 2. The record is from RefSeq and is a predicted model, not a curated record. Gene Ontology annotation, biological process: vesicle-mediated transport. NCBI's taxonomy places the organism in Eukaryota, Metazoa, Arthropoda, Insecta, Hymenoptera, Megachilidae.